This is a messenger RNA of Orycteropus afer afer, 1497 nucleotides long. NCBI's taxonomy places the organism in Eukaryota, Metazoa, Chordata, Mammalia, Tubulidentata, Orycteropodidae. The record is from RefSeq and is a predicted model, not a curated record.
AUGUUUAAUUACGAACGUCCAAAACACUUUAUCCAGUCCCAAAACCCAUGUAGCUCCAGACUGCAACCUGCCGGACCUGAAACCUCCAGCUUCUCUAGCCAGACCAAACAGUCUUCCAUUACUAUCCAGCCCCGCCAGUGCACAGAGAAAAGAUUUUGUGCUUCCUCAACAGUGAGCUCUCACAUCACCAUGUCCUCCUCAGCUUUCCCUGCUUCUCCCCAGCAACUCACUGGCUCCAACCAGGGCCAAAGGUUUGCAGCCACCUAUAACCAGUCCCCAGCCAGCUUCCUCAGCUCCAUAUUACCAUCACAGCCUGAUUACAGUAGCAGUAAAAUACCUUCCACCGUGGACUCCAACUAUCAACAUCCUUCAGUUGGUCCACCUGUAAAUGCUAAUCCACCUCAAACUGCAAAUGCUAAGCUCACACCAAGGACUCCUGACCAUGAAAUACAAGGAUCAAAAGAAGCUUUGAUUCAGGAUUUGGAAAGAAAGCUGAAAUGCAAGGACAGCCUUCUUCACAACGGAAAUCAACGACUAACAUAUGAGGAGAAGAUGGCUCGCAGAUUGCUAGGACCUCAGAAUGCAGCUGCUGUAUUUCAAGCUCAAAAUGACAAUGAAGCACAAGACUCACUACAGCACAACUCAGAACAUGCACGACUACAAGUUCCAACAUCACAAAUAAGAAGUAGAUCAUCCUCAAGGGGAGGUGUGAAUGAUCAGGAUGCAAUCCAGGAGAAAUUUUACCCACCACGUUUCAUUCAAGUGCCAGAGAACAUAUCACUUGAAGAAGGAAGAUUCUGCAGAAUGGACUUUAAAGUAAGUGGACUGCCAGCUCCUGAUGUGUCAUGGUACCUAAAUGGAAGACCAGUUCAAUCAGAUGAUUUUCAUAAAAUGAUAGUGUCUGAAAAGGGUUUUCAUUCACUCAUCUUUGAAGUGGUCAGACCUUCAGAUGCAGGGGAUUAUGUAUGUGUUGCUAAGAAUAGAGCAGGAGAAGCCACUUUUACUGUCCAGCUGGAUGUCCUUGCAAAAGAACACAGAAGAGCCCCAAUGUUUAUCUACAAACCACAGAGCAAAAAAGUUUUUGAAGGAGAUUCAGUGAAACUGGAAUGCCAGAUCUCAGCUGUACCUCCACCAAAGCUUUUCUGGAAAAGAAACAAUGAAAUGGUACAAUUCAACACUGACCGAAUAAGCUUGUAUCAUGAUAACUCUGGAAGAGUUACUUUACUGAUAAAAGAUGUGAACAAGAAAGAUGCUGGGUGGUAUACUGUGUCUGCAGUUAAUGAGGCUGGAGUAACCACAUGCAACACAAGAUUAGAUGUUACAGCCCGUCCAAACCAAACUCUUCCAGCUCCUAAGCAGUUACGUGUUCGACCAACUUUCAGCAAGUAUUUAGCACUCAAUGGGAAAGGUUUGGAUGUGAAACAAGCUUUUAACCCAGAAGGAGAGUUUCAGCGUCUAGCAGCUCAAUCUGGACUCUAUGAAAGUGAAGAACUUUAA